AGCAGGCAGAGUGGGUACUCGCGGGAAAAAUGGCGGAAACGUGCCGAGUCUUCGGGUUUCCAGCAUCGGCGAUUGGAAAGAACUCGUCGUAAACCCGAACCCUGGUGUGAGUCCGCCGGUGUGACAGAGACCCGGGGCCGCGGCGGGCCGUCACAGCUGUGUUCACAUACGUGGCUCUGGGUUGCGGAGGGAUGCGACAUGCAACAAGAUUCAGUGCACUUCUCCUCCUCGGGCCACACGAUGCACAACGUAGCUGCUGCUGAAGAACCCUCCGCCAAGUCGUUCCGUUGCAGUCGCUGCACGUUCAUCUCCAGCUCCAAAGUGUCCCUCCGUCAGCAUCUCAACACGGUGCACGGCUCUGGCGUCGACACUGAUCCGAGAGAUGACGGAUUUAACCAGAGCGAGACUUACGGCGCCACAACUGACGGCAAAAGCGACAGGCCGGGAGUGGUUUUUUUAUGUCAGCGCUGUGAAUUUAAAGCUCACAGCCGGGGCGUUUUAAUCGAACAUGACAGACUGUGUAGUCAGAAGUCAGAGACUCAAAAUGUAAUGGGAAAUCCGACCAUUUCCAAAAAGCAGGAGACUGAAAUACGGACAGUUACGUCUACCUCAAACUCUACAUGCGCACCUCACUCGUCAAAGGAUCUGAAGAAAUACAAGGGGCCAUUGCAAAUGCAAACCAUCACCAAAUACUUUGCCGCGGCGUCCAGAUCGAGUGGGAAACCCUCAGUGAAGUCACCGGAGAGCCCGGUGCCGCAGGACAGCACCAAAGGAACCCUCAUUUUGCAAGAAUCACCCUCAGGCUCCAGCCCAAACAGCAGUGGUGUGUUCAAAGUCACCGCCCAGUCCAUGAUUGACAUCACAAGAAACACCAACCACCGAUUUCUGCUAAACGACCAGGUUUUGACUACUGACCUGAGACCACCAAGGCCCAACGAACAAUUCAAAGAAGAGGCUCCGGGCAACAACGGGAAGAGGACCAACAGCGAACGCUCGGAGAGUUGUCCUGCCAAAAAAGCAAAGAUGGACGAGCAAGAUGCAAAGCUCCCAGAGAAGGCAAACGCGAGUGAACUACAGCCAUCGAGCAGCACAGACUUAUUAUUUGAAAUUAGUGAAGACGAAGAAGAAAAGAAGGUUGAUCUUCUUAACGGAGACGCAGAAAGCCCAAAAGUUUAUCUCUGUAAGCAGUGCGACUACAGAGAUGUCAGCUUCAGCCGCAUGUCCACCCAUUACCAGAACGACCACCCUUACAUUAGAUAUGACAAUGCCUACAUUCGGGAUACGAACAACCAGAGUGCUACCUUUCGUUGCCUGGAGUGCCCAGUUGAGUUCUUGAGUGUCGAUGACCUCGAGACACACUACAAGGAAAAUCAUCCGGAGGCCCCAAACGUGUUCACGGUGCAUUCGAGUGAACUGGUCUUCAAAUGUUUUUUGUGUCCAGCUAUCGCCAAUGCAUCGAGGGCCCUGAAAGUGCAUUACAGGGAGAUGCACUCGACACACAAAGCAGGUAAUUCCUUGCUCUACUGCAGAUACUCAGCGACUAGAUGCCAAGAGGGAUCGUCGGAGUUGAACACAUGCGACACAGCGCUCGGCUCAGAAAGGUCAGAAUGGAUUUCUCCCAAAAACGCAGAUACAAAAUACAAGGAAGAUAGAAAUACACCCUCACCCCUUAGUCCCACCUCCAGACAAGCAGACAUGCUUUUGUAUCAGUGCAACAACUGUGAGUUCAGUCACAAGUCAGUUGUCGUCAUGCAUGUCCACUAUCAAAAAAAGCAUCCAGAUGAGGCGGUCACAAUCGACAAAAUCAAGCAGUCAACCCCUGUCACGUCACAUACCUCGUCACAGGCGACGCCUGAGAAGUCCGUGACAGUUACACCUCAGACGGACAUCUCCAAUUCUUCUCAAAGCGAAAAAGCGGAGCCAUCGCAGCAAAACAUUUCUUUGUCAUUUAAGAAUCUGAAGCACACACCAGACACUUCUGAGACUCACUCGGAGAAAGAAAAGAAAACGAAGACGCCACCUCGCAAAUCUAGCCGGGCACUGUCGUCAGGAAUGGACAGUUCAUACUCCAGUUCACCAGAUAAAGUGUUUUACUGCCAGUCUUGCAGUUAUUCCAAUACCAACAUCAGAAGCGUCGUUGCCCAUCACAACAUGAAACAUGCUAUGCAUGGGCUCACCUGUAGAGAGGAGGUCUUUUUGUACAACGUAAAGGUGCAAAAACAGAAACUGCGAAGUGACGCCGAGACCUCGACAAGCACUGCAUCAUCCGAUUCUAGACUUCGUAAAAAAGUUGACGUGUGGAGGGAAAAAGAAACGCAAAACGAGGAGGAUGGCGGCGCGGUUGCUCCCAGUGUGGGAUUGAAUCCCUAUGCGUGUGCAGAAAACCUGUUCUACUGCCAAAAGUGCAACUACGGAAAUCCAACUUUAAAAGGAGUAUUGAACCAUCAAGCCAAAGCUCACCAGGGUAUUAAUACCAACCACGAAUGUAUUAUUAAACACACUGCUUUGAUUCAUAACGACAUUGAAAAAUCAAAAUCUCAAACAACAGAGUCAUCCCCUUCUUCUCAUCUACCUCUUCCCCUCAUGGACGGAGGCGACGAAAAUAGGUUUUUCUGCCACUUUUGCAACUACAGACACGAGACGGUGGCCAUAGUAGUGAAGCAUUACUUCACAAUACAUCGUGGAUUUGCAGUAAAGGCCGAAUAUAUCCAUCAGCAUACGUCCGAGCUUCUCAGUCAGAUGGGGAGAUCGCCCCGAAAAUCGUCGGCAAGCCAAGAAGAUGAUGGUGCGUCCCUUCAGAAAAAAGUGGACAAAAAGAAAAAAGUGAAAAAGUUCGCCAACUGCUCCUCAGUUUCCGCGUCCUCCUCGCUGACGGCCACAGAAGCUCAGAGGAUCCUCCAGUGCCACAGAUGCGCAUACAACACUCCGUAUGUGUAUAUGUUGAGGAGGCAUAUGUGGAAAAUUCACAGGUCAAACAACUCGAUGAACGACAUUUUGAAAGUGUGUUUUAAACGCGGGAUGUUGGGGUCAGGGUAUCACUGUGACUGGUGUGUUUUCUCUCACCAAAAUGCAGCUGACCUCUUUAAGCACUACCGGGAAAAACACCCAGAAAAUAAACAGAGCCUUGAGUGCAUAUCCUCCAGGUUAUAUGUCGGUCCUGACAUAGUCCUUUCUAGGAAGAGGAAAUCUCAAACAACGCGCACUGGUGACGUUGGCGGCGGUGACGGCGCUGACGGCGGCAUACCCUCCCCAAGAUUUGGGCCGAACGAAACCAAGACGUAUUCGUGCAGAGCAUGUUCGUUCAAAGGGAGCUCCAUGUCGAGUAUCACGAGCCACUACCGCGCUGUUCAUCCUUGGUCUGUGAAAGACGACGGCUCAGUCCUGAAUGUCAUCACCAGCAAGAAGCCAAGUGCAAACAGCCACAUUGCGGACGACCAGGACGAAACGCCCGAGUUUUUUGACGCCUACCAAGUGCCUCUUGAAUUUGGCAACUCACCUGGUUCACCUCAUGAUGGAACAGACUCUCCCACCAUGCUCAAGUGCCAUCAUUGCCCUGCAACGUUUAGUAACCACCACGGCCUCAAAACUCACUGUGGAAUCAAACACCCGGAAGCCGAAACUAAAACUCCGGGGCGCGCGCAUGUCUUCAAUUGUCCGUAUUGCUCGUACGUCAACAGCGGCAAUCACGGAAUUCUCACUCAUUGCCAGAUGAGGCAUCCUGACCUCGAAUGCAGGGCAGACAGUCACCAAGUGGAUGAAACGCAUCUACAGAUUUGGGGCAGCUGUUUGACGAGAAAAGGUGAAAGUUUGCGAUUCAGUGGGUACUUGUGUAAAACCUGCCUUCAAAUCUUUGCAACGCCGGAGAUGCUGAACAGCCACUGUGAGAACGACCACGAUGGGACUGUUCCAAACAUUGUGCCGAACGGGCUCAGACCAGCUCCCAAAGCAUCAGCUGUCAGAAAACUACGACAUUCCAAUGCCCACAGCACUCUCGGAUCAGUGUCGAAGGCUUCCUUCCUGCACAGGUGCCAGCUUUGCAGUUACAGUAGCAGCACAAAAAUUGCACUCAGUCGGCACGUGCGUGUUCACCACAGGAAUUCUUCUUUUUCAAGAGUUAAGGAUUGUGUAUACAAGUGUGUCCUGUGUCCGCGUUACUAUUUCACGAAGACGCAUCUCGGGAGCCAUUAUGCUAAGAAACAUGGAAAGAACGCCUACAUAAAAUACUUCACACAGGUAUACAAGCAGGUCACAAACAAGUCCGAGCCAACGUCUCCCAACUGCCCUUUAACUCAGCAACCAGAAAACACGCCUGAGGUAUCGGAGUCUAGUGCAGUGACAGAAGACGGCAAAAUAUUAGUCUACAAGUGUCCAAGCUGUGACUAUGUGAAUGCGAGCUACCAUGGGAUUCUCACUCACUGCCAAAUGAAGCAUCCAACCGUCCUAGCCAGGGCAGAUGAUCUUAAAACGGAUGAAGUACUCGUGACCGACAUGGUCAGGUGUUCGAGGGGGAAAAGUUCCAAUGAAAGGGGGUACAUGUGUAAAAAUUGUCCACAAAUUCAUGCAACGUCGUUAAAACUGAGAAUGCACUGUGAGCGGGAACACAACUGGGCCAAGCCGGCAGCUUCUAAACACUCAUCCGAGACGGAAACUGAAAAAUGGCCUCAUCACAGCUCCCGGAGCUCAGUGUCGGAGUCUACCUCUUCAAAAAACAAAUCAUCGCCCAUCAACACCCCAGGGAUUGACCUCAGUCAACAGCUGGGCUCUCCUGAGACGUCGGUGCAAGAAGAGGAGCUGCCGUACAAGUGCGGCAUGUGUUCCUAUUCGGCAAUAUGUCGAAAGUACCUGUAUUGUCACUACAAGAACACGCACAAGUUGGAUGCGCUCGGCACUUUCAACCUGCUGAAGAGGUAUAACAAGCGUAAGCGCAAAGCGCCCAAAGCUAAAUCUGAGGGAAGUGCAACAGUCCAAUGUAAGAAGUGUCCAGACUUAAUGUUCGACUCAGCUCAGCUGCUUAUUGACCAUUACACUACCUUUCAUGGCUCAGACUGCAAGUCGGACUUUAUUGUGUUAUCUCAAAGAUCACAGAGGAGCUCGGGGAUUUACAAAUGUGCGCACUGCCGCAAACAGUUAUAUGGAAUUAGGAAGCUGUGUCGUCACCUGGAUCGCCAUCGAGCGAGGAGGAAAAGGAAGGCAAUGGCUGCGAAGGCAAUGGCAUCGGUUGUCAUGACGGCAACAUCAUCAGUGGACGCAUCUAGCAAAAUCUGUCAGCAAGAUGAGCUACCCCUGUUGGAAACCGUGCAGGAUCUGACCCGGUGGAACGUGGCGCUGGUAAAAACCUUCAGUUUGCAAACGAGUCCGCUGCCCUCGCCUUCGAAACCCGCCGAUCCCGAGCCGCCGGAACCGAGCGAGGAAAGCAAGCGCACUUGCAGACACUGUGGGCGGACAUUCAUGUCGCUGAAGGGUCUGCGCUCACACGAGCGGAGCCACGCCGCGCUGGCGGCCAUCAAGAAGCUGGACCAUCUGCCUACCUUAGGAUUGAAGCACAACAUGAACAAAUACAUUGUCUACAAAUCCGGGACCAUCAAGCCUUUCCUCUGUGGUAUCUGUUCCUAUCGGACAACGGUCCUGGGCCUGUGGAGGAGUCAUUUUAGGAAAAAACAUCAAGAUGUCCUCAUGGAUCCUACGGAGACCGACAGCCGAGAUGAGGAUAACACUCAGAGGGCCAACAAGGAGCCUACCAAUCUAUCUGAGGAAAACCACAGUGGGCCUGAACCUGAUGAAGAACUUGAAAUGACUGAAAGAUCGCUGUACUUGGAGCCUCCAGAUGUGCAGCGGCAGCUGAACCACUACAUGUUGAUGGCUCAGACUGGUGACGCGUCCAAAGUGAACCAGCAGAUACCAGACUUAAAUGAAAACGGUCUUCUCCACUGCGAGUUCUGCAAUUUUAACACUGGACACAUGUCCAGUGUUCGACGACACUACUUAAACCGCCACGGGAAGAAGAUCCUCAGGUGUAAGGACUGCAGCUUUUUCACUGCUUUAAGGAAAACCCUGGAGAUGCACAUGGAGACUGGUCACUCUAUGUGUCAGUCGGAACCUACGCAUCAGAAGGACCUCCGCUGCCCCUUCUGCCUCUACCAGACCAAGAACAAGAAUAACAUGAUCGAUCACAUAGUCUUGCAUCGCGAGGAACGUGUCGUGCCAAUAGAGGUGUGUCGCCCCAAGCUGUCACGUUACCUGCAAGGCGUCGUCUUCCGCUGUCACAAAUGCACUUUCACCAGCGGCUGUGCCGAAAACCUGCGAUUGCACAUGAUGAAGCACGAUGACAUCAAACCCUACAAGUGUCGGCUGUGCUACUUCGACUGCACUCUGCUGAGCGACUUGGAGGCACACCUGAGUGAUAAGCAUCAGGUUGUGAGGAAUCAUGAGCUUGUGGGGCAGGUCAGCCUUGAUCAGCUAAAGGCAAGGGUUGAUAGGAUGCCAGAGGAGGACGAAGAGAGGCCGUUAUCAAACUUGGAGCAGCACAACAGUGAGGAGGAGCAGGAUGUUAAAAUCAACAUUGUAACAGACUGCAGUGAAGUUCUGCACGAGACGCUAGCUGUGCACCCGGCAGAUGCUAACAUCGGGAAGCAGACUACGCCUAGGAUGAAGGAAGCGUGUCUAAAGCAGGAGUCACAAGAACAAGCAGGGAUUGUUUUCUUGCCAGACACCGCGAGAGGACAGAUGAUGAAAGAUACGUUCGAACCAAAUGUGGAGAACAAGGCAGAUACCCAGUCUGAGGAAUGCAUCGGUCCAGAGAGAGAGAGGCAGACAAACGAGAAACAACCUAAAGUGAGAGGUAGUGAGGACAACGGUGUGAUUUUCCCACGGCAAAAAGAAGAGGAGGCGGAGGGGAGCUCAGCAACAUACGGUAAAAUGGUGGGAAAAAGGGAGUCCCACAAAUUAAACAUUAAUGCACUUCAGCACAGAACAUUAAACUUGAAGCUUGACGCUAGAGCAGAAGAAGAAGUACUGCGUCGUGUCCUCGUGUUGGAGGAGGAGGGCAGCAGCCGCAGGAUGCAUGAGGAGGCACAUCCGGAGAGGAGGGUCAAGAAAGAGCACAGUGGGGAUGAGACUAUAGGUGAGUGUCCGGAGGAAGAGGGUAGCACCCCUCUGGCCCACAAACCAACGCUUGCAGUUAACUCGAAGGCGAGGAAAAGUCACAUGCAGGCGAAUCACGUCAGGAGUCAGCAGAUUUUUACAUUUAAAAGUGAUUCGCUGACUCCUCUGCCCAACUGUGUACAAGUGAAGACGAGUCACGGGGAGAGCGCAGGCGUGUCACUUGCAAACUGCAAAGAAGAAGAAGUCUGCACUCGGAAAAACGGCAAGGAGCUAACGGACCCUUAUGGAGAAAUGCCAAUACUUGAGAAUGAAUAUCUGAAGGAUGCACCGCAGGCUCUUGGGUCUUGCAAGAAGGAAGAAGAAGAUGAAAUGAUAAUCGGAGACAACAAGAACCGUUGCAAGGAAGAUGAGGAGGGAGACGGCAUAAAGGAAUCUGACAGUCCACAUGGGCACAAAAGUGCAGGUGGGGCUUCUGAAGUCCUGUGCCCUUCAGUUACAGAAAAUAAACUUUAUACUUGUGACCUUUGUGGACGAAACCUCACAAACAGCUCUGACUUGAAGCAUCACAUUAUGAGACAUGGAAUAUGACGUUCCGUACGUCCGCCACAGCCUCUACUGUUAAUUAUUGAUUGUCUAGAUUUAGUUUUUUGUGAACUGUCCCAUACUGUUUUACUUUUGUUACGUAUUUGUAAACGACCAGUUAACAAAUUUUAUUCAUUUUUCAUGUUUUUUAGAUUUUAAACCUUUUCUAAUUAAAUGUUUUUAUGCUAGGAUUUAAGUUGUGCAACUCGAUAAAUAAUACUUAUAAUAAUAUGGCCCAUUGUCAUUAAGAUCUUAUUUAGAUUUGUGUUUCUUUUCAAAACAUGAAAGGAUAUGCUUAAAUAACAUUAGUUACCACUGUAAGAUGUGCAAAAAUAUUUACACUGUGAACUGUUAUAAAUAAACUUUAUUUCAUACCUGUUUAA
This is a messenger RNA of Scophthalmus maximus (turbot), 8066 nucleotides long. Its product is annotated as zinc finger protein 462. Gene Ontology annotation, biological process: regulation of gene expression. The coding region runs from base 199 to 7689 and encodes 2496 amino acids. The transcript has 11 exons. The record is from RefSeq and is a predicted model, not a curated record. Gene Ontology annotation, cellular component: nucleus. NCBI's taxonomy places the organism in Eukaryota, Metazoa, Chordata, Actinopteri, Pleuronectiformes, Scophthalmidae.